AUGGCUGCAUACUCGAGCACGAAAGUCAUUCUCGUCAUUGGUGGCACCGGGGCGCAGGGGCUCGCCAUCGUCGACAAGUUGCUCGCGCCCGCUGAAGAUGGAUCUCCAUCGCCGUACUGCGUACGGGUACUUACCCGCGACCCACAAAGCAAGCGAGCCCAGGAGCUCGCCUCAAAGGGAGUCGAGCUCUUCAAAGGAGCCUUCGACGAUUUCGAUUCUGUCGCUGAGGCUCUGAAGGGGUGCUACGGUGCCUUCGUCAACACGGACGGAUUCACCGUCGGGCAGGCGAAGGAAGUCUGGUGCGGCAUUCAUAUAUACGAACUGGCGCGAUACGCGAAGAUCAAACACUACGUCUGGAGCAACUUAGACUAUUUCUCGAGGAUCACGAACUUCGAUCCGAAGUAUAGGUGUGAGCACUCCGAUGGGAAGGGGAUCGUUGGCGACUUCAUGCAGGCCCAGCCGUCUGUCGUGAGCGACACAGACAUGUCCUGGACGCUCAUCACGUCCGGGCCGUACAUGGAGAUGCUGCAGCACGCGAUGUUCGGCCCAGUCAAGCAGCGCGAGGACGGGACCGUCGUAUUCGUCACGCCCAUCGGAAAGGGGCACGUCAACAUGAUCGCCCUGGACGACUUCGGCUUCUUCGCCCGGUACACGUUCGACCACCGCGAGGCGACGUCCGGGCACGACCUGCAGAUCUCCAGCGACAAGGUCGACUGGGAGUACCUCCGCACGACGUUCGAGAAGGUGACGGGCAAGCGCGCGGAGGUGCUAUACCAGUCCUACGACGACUGGGUGAGGAUCCUCGACGGCGUCGACGUCCCGCUCGCGAACGAGCGCGGGCGGACGAGGGACGGGUCGAUCACGUGGAAGGAGAACUUCCGUGCGUGGUGGGCGAACUGGCGGGACGUCACUAUCAGCAGGGACUACGAGUUGCUGCGGAAGGUCAAUCCGAAGGGACACACCCUUGAGAGUUGGAUGCGGAAAGAGGGGUAUGGGAAGGAUCUGUGGGCGAAGGUAUCUUUCCUGAAGAACGCCGAGGAUAAGAAGGCUCCGUGGAUGAACUUUGAAUACGUUGCUACAUUGUGA
This is a messenger RNA of Fomitopsis serialis, 1086 nucleotides long. RefSeq names its product NAD-P-binding protein. The coding region runs from base 1 to 1086 and encodes 361 amino acids. The record is from RefSeq and is a predicted model, not a curated record. The transcript is spliced from 4 exons. NCBI's taxonomy places the organism in Eukaryota, Fungi, Basidiomycota, Agaricomycetes, Polyporales, Fomitopsidaceae.